CUUUUGUUCCUAUUCACUUCAUUUGGUUAAUUUUUUUUUGUUAUUUUAUGCUAGUCAAUAGUGUUUAGCAAAAUUAAAAUAAUAAAUAUAAAAACGGAAAGGGAGGUUUACCAACUAAUUAAGGAAAUAUUUUCGUGAAAUUUUUAGAGAAAUGCCUAAUAAAAACGGUCCUAUAUGUAUUGAGUGUCAAAAAACUGAAAGUCUUCUUUGGAGACAGACGGACAAUGGAGAGGGCGAGAUUUGUCAAGAAUGUUAUGAAAAAAAAGAAACAAAGAUAUCAAAUGAUAAUAAUAAUUGUUCAAUAGAAGUUGAGAAAAUAACUGAAGAAGUCAAAGGUAAACCACACAAAAACCAUGGAGAAGGCAAACAGUUUGCGGUUGUGGAAGAAAAAAAAAUUCGCAAAAGUACCCGAACAACACGCUUUAAAGCAAAAAGCUGUACACAGCCCAGCAUUACAACUUCGACCAGUUGCUACAUUCAAAUCGCGUCGAAUAAUACCAAAGUUCAAAGCAAGGGGCGUAGCAGGCGUAAUAUUUUCAAAAAAAUACCUUUAAAAACACCAGUUGCUCAAGCUACUACUCACGUUGUGGAAAGCGUGUUUUACAAAGGGACUUAUCUACAAGUCGGGGACAUUGUAUCCUUAAUGGAUGAUAAGCACAAUAUAUACUACGCCCAAAUACGUGGUCUCUUAGUUGAUAACUACUGCGAGAAGUCUGCUUAUCUUUCUUGGCUUAUACCGACGCAAGCAAGUCCAGAUCCACGCGAUGGAUUUGAUCCAGCAUCGUAUUUAAUCGGACCUGAUGAAGAGCUUUCACGAAAGUUGUCUGCUUUACAAUUUAUAAUGCAUGCCCCUAGUAAUUAUUAUCAUGAUCGUACAACGCCUUUCCCACUCCCAGAUGCAAUGGAAAUUGAUGGCAAAACAAAAGGUUUUAUUUGGACUACUCUAUCCGAAUAUCAUCGAACGUCUAACUUAUGAAAUAUAACAAAACUUAUGUAAUAUAUUGAGCAUAUAGAGUUUUUGUGAUACAAAUUAUAAUAACUUCCUUGAGGAGUAUACUAAGUAAAGUCAAAUAUAGACAUAUUUGAAUAAUGCAAUACAUAAAUUUUUUUAAUAUAUUAAUAUUCUUAACUUUUUGAUAUGUUAAUCUGGUUGAUAAAAUAAAAUAGCAGAUUGCCUCUAAUAAGGAGAAUACAACAAGAAUUUCGUGGUCAAAACUUUAAAUGUAUAGUUUCAUAUCCUCUAUUCAAUAUUUGCAUUAUAAACCGAAACAAAAACUAUGAGAAACAUUAAGAAAAAUAAAUAAACUUGACUAAAAAUGUA
Messenger RNA from Zeugodacus cucurbitae (melon fly), 1321 nucleotides. RefSeq names its product GATA zinc finger domain-containing protein 1. Lineage: Eukaryota; Metazoa; Arthropoda; Insecta; Diptera; Tephritidae. The coding region runs from base 152 to 976 and encodes 274 amino acids. The transcript has 3 exons. Gene Ontology annotation, biological process: chromatin organization; regulation of DNA-templated transcription. Gene Ontology annotation, molecular function: sequence-specific DNA binding. Gene Ontology annotation, cellular component: nucleus. The record is from RefSeq and is a predicted model, not a curated record.